GGAUCAUCAGGAAGACUGCUUAGUUAUGCAUAACUGAACAGAGGAAAGUGGAUUACAUAACUGAACAGAGAAAAGUGGAGUAGGAGUGUGUAUGCUUACGCCUGCAAGCACUAAACGCAAGCCUGUAUGUCUCUCUACAAUGUAUUAGACCAUUGUGAUUCUACCUCCGUGAUUAGACCUAUUCCAAGUUCCGUAUGCCAUCAAACGCCGACAGCUUUCUUAUCCAGAACAGUAAUUACACGACAAAAUGCGAACACCUCCGCCAUAUUUUCCGCGAAGGAAUCGAGUGGACAAAAUCAGCCAGGAGCGCGGAGUUCUUUCUGAGGGACUGCGAGGAACGGUUGGAACGCCCCAUGUACAGGUUUCUAGUAGUUGGCGAUCCAUGCCUUACGCUGCGCUCUCAAAGCUGUGCUAUCCUUUCAUGGGGGAAAGACUUCUCCAGCCGAGGAAUACUGCUUAUUUGAUAUUAGCUUCUGUAUUUUUCAUGUUGGCAAGUGCAAGCUUGAUGAGCAACUCAUCUUUCAGCACAAGCUUCCAGCAGCCACAAUUAAAACAACUAUUCGAAAGAUCACAUGACAGCCUACGUCACAUCUCAUCACAACCAUUGGCUGCGGGCAACCAGUCUCUAUCCAAUGAUGCAUCGCAGUUCGGAGAGCUAGGCAGUCCCAGCAACGGCUCUUCGUGGCAGCCAUCAACCAAACCAGGUCUAGCCUCAUCCAGUCACAGAGUUGGACCAUCCGGCGAGCCACCUAGAAUCGUUCUAUUAGUCACCAAUCAAGGCUUUGUGGAUUUCACCGAGAACUUGCUGCGGAGCAUGAAGAAGGCCGACUCCCAUCUGAACGUUACCAUAAUCACCGAGGAUCUGGUAUCAUUUAACAAUCUCUCCAUUCACCAACCAGGAGUACACGUCAUGAAGGCUCCAGAUUUAAAGAGCAUGCCCGAGAAACAAGACGCUUUUGAUUACAAUUCCAAGGGAUACAAGCAGUUGAUCAACCGGAGGCCUGCUUACGUUCUGGAUUUCUUACAGAAGGGUUUCGAAGUGUUUUUCGUCGACAGUGACUCUUACUGGUUUAAGGACCCAUUUCCUUACCUCCAAGGCGAUUUCGAUGUCGCCUUUGCGAAAGACUAUUACAAUGCUUUAAAUGCGGGCAUCGGGUUCUACAAACCCACGAAGGCUGCCAUCGAAUUCCUUAAACGAUGGACACAAACCAUGGCAAUCAAUGCAAAACGGAAGAUUCUGAAGAUUGACCAAAUCGUAAUGAACGGAAUUCUUCAUUCCAAACAGAUGCGCGCCCGUGGGCUUCGUGUCAGGCAGCUGACACACGAGAACUUUCCCUGCGCAAGGUAUUACCUCAAAACGCAGAAAUGCGACAAUUACACAGCCGAGACAGUGCUGCUUCACGCUGCUUAUUUGGCGGGACAUGAAUUGAAGAAGAAGAUGUUUGAGCAAUGUCAACUCUGGCUCUUGUAGAUAAAGAAACACCGAAUUGCCUGCCUCUACCCCCGAAACUAGCCGAUGUCACAGGACUAAUGGAAUCUGGCUUUGAAUUAAGACAAGGAAACUAACUGUGAUUUAGCCAAAUAACAGUGCAUUCACUUUUCUUGGUUGUCCCCCCACAAAAAUCUUCACUUCAGUAGCCCGGACGCGACCAGCUCAUGCAGUGUGACUACAUAUACAAUUAACCUUUUUAAAAAGACCGUGUGGGUGAGGACUUUGAGAGCAUUUUACAACCCGAGGAUUACUAAAUGCAUAACUGUUUUCAUUGUUACAUACUAUCAUAAUAAAGAUGAUGUACCUGAAAGAUUGGACCGGAAUAGCUCUUACAACUUUUGUGUUGUAAUUGUUUUAUUUAUCGUUGGCUUCUUGGAGCCUUGAAGGAUAAACCUUUCAUCAUUUUUCACUUUCUCUGUUAGUAUGGACGAAAAGAUUACUGUUACAUUGAUGCAUUGUUAGGGUUCUGGGGAGAUAGAACAAGAUUUUUAGGCAGUUGCGCUGCUGGAAGAUCAAAAUCCUCUGUUAACAGAUCAGCGCAUUAUCGGAAAGUACAAAUAAAUUAGCGUGAAAGUUAA
This is a messenger RNA of Acanthaster planci (crown-of-thorns starfish), 2070 nucleotides long. RefSeq lists its product as uncharacterized. Gene Ontology annotation, cellular component: Golgi apparatus. NCBI's taxonomy places the organism in Eukaryota, Metazoa, Echinodermata, Asteroidea, Valvatida, Acanthasteridae. Gene Ontology annotation, molecular function: glycosyltransferase activity. The record is from RefSeq and is a predicted model, not a curated record.